Molecule: messenger RNA, 2788 nt
Organism: Alosa sapidissima (American shad)
Lineage: Eukaryota; Metazoa; Chordata; Actinopteri; Clupeiformes; Clupeidae
Gene: nxn
Product: nucleoredoxin
Exons: 8
Coding region: 430-1686 (418 amino acids)
Molecular function (GO): thioredoxin-disulfide reductase (NADPH) activity
Source: RefSeq, a predicted model, not a curated record
GAUAGGCAGACUAUAUUUUAGGCUACAAGCUAGCCUACUGAUUAGGUCUAGGCUCUAUGAUAGGCCUAUUUCUAUCACGAUUUACUCAUUUAAUAAUCCAACGUUCAAGGUACGAGAUGCAAUGUCACAAUUUUAUAACUAGAUGUCAUUGAAGUGUUGGGUGUUGCUUGGAAGCAGGCAGCGGAGGCACAUUUACUGAGAACCAGGCUAUAACUGGAGAGAGCAUUCCUCAACACCAGUCACAGUGGAGGCGGCGGUUUCUCCCGUGCACAUAGCCCACUCCACGCUUUUGGUGCACUCCAAAGGGGCGAAGGAGGAGGACGACGGCGGCGUGUUGUUCCUUAAUGAGCGUCUGAUUUCUUCAUUUUCAUCGUAAUCUGGAUUAAAGAACGGCUUGUAUUUUGGGCGUGUUUCAAGGCGAGAGCUGCGAUGUCGGAGUUUUUGGUGAAUCUACUCGGAGAGCGGCUCGUCAACAGUGAGAAAGCCGAGGUAGAUGUGCAAGCACUGGGCAGCAAGCUGUCCCUGGUCGGGCUGUACUUCGGUUGCAGUUUAAAUGGCCCUUGCAAGCAAUUCAACGCCAGCCUGUGUGAGUUUUACAGUAAGUUCAAGAAAACAUCGGAACACAAAGACAAAUUGGAAAUCGUCUUCAUCUCGUCUGAUCAGGACCAGAAACACUGGCAGGACUUCUUACAAGAGAUGCAGUGGCUGGCGUUGCCUUUUAAAGACAGACACAAAAAGAUGAAGCUGUGGAACAAGUACAAGGUGACCAGUAUCCCCUCGCUGGUGUUUGUGGACGCGACCACGGGGAAGGUAGUGUGUCGGAACGGCCUGCUUGUGGUGCGAGAUGAUCCAACAGGUCUGGAGUUCCCCUGGGGGCCCAAGCCCUUUGCAGAGGUGGUGGACGGACCCCUGCUCCGGAACAACAUGCAGACGACAGACUGCAGCGGCCUGCAGGGCGCCUACGUAGGAGUCUACUUCUCAGCGCACUGGUGCCCCCCUUGCCGCAGUCUCACUCGGGUGCUGGUGGAAUCGUAUCGUAAAGUAAAGGAGUCUGGACAGAAGUUUGAGAUAGUGUUUGUCAGCGCCGAUAGGUCAGAAGACUCGUUCACACAGUAUUUUAGUGAGAUGCCCUGGCUGGCCAUCCCCUACUCGGACGAAGCCCGUCGGUCACGACUUAACAGACUCUAUGGGAUCCAAGGUAUCCCCACCUUGAUCCUGCUGGACACAGAGGGCCACAUGAUCACGCGGCAGGGCCGUGUGGAGGUGCUGAACGACCCGGAGUGCCGGCUGUUCCCGUGGCACCCGCGGCCCGUGCUGGAGCUGAGCGAGUCCAACGCCGUGCAGCUCCACGAGGGGCCCUGCCUGGUGCUGUUUGUGGAUGCUGAGGAGGAGGGCGAGCUGGAACCGGCUAAAGAACUCAUCCAGCCCAUUGCAGAGAAGCUGCUGGCCAAAUACAAGGCCAAAGAGGAGGAGAGCCCCCUGCUCUUCUUCGUGGCUGGAGAGGACGACAUGAGCGACUCGUUGCGCGACUACACCAACCUGCCCGAGGCAGCGCCCCUGCUCACCAUACUGGACAUGUCGGCCCGCGCCAAAUAUGUGCGAGACGUGGAAGAGAUUACCCCCGCCGUGGUGGAGCAGUUUGUCACCGACUUCCUGGCCGAGAAGCUCAAGCCGGAGCCUAUUUAAGAGAACAAAGAGGAACAUGGGAUGGCACUAGACACAGAACAUGACCUUUAUCAACUCAACGCCAUAGAUACCCCCCUCCGAGCCCACAGUCAUUUCAAGUCCCCCAGAUCUGACAUCUCCGUCGACCCUGAUUCUUCCAGACUGUUAAAGAGCCAAACUUUAUACUUUGUUUUUUUGUUACUUUUCCCAGUCCUCUCCUGCUCCUGUGGUGCCUUGCGUUGAUGAAUUGAUGACUGCCCCAACAGUAAAGUACAGAUAUACCGUUACUUCUUUUAGCAUCCUUGAAGUUUGUUUGCCUCUCCUUUUCCUGGUGUUUCAUGAUGAGAAUUGCUUGAUGAAAUCCCACAAAGACCCAAUGGACUUGAAUGUCAAAUGUUGCAAAUGUGCUUUGGCUUUUUUUUUUAUCAAUGUGACUUCACACCUUUUAUUUUAGGUAUGUCCCGUAAAAGAAUAAAAUGAUUAAACAGAUUUUAAGUUGAUAGCCGUGUUUUAUAUACAUAUUGUGCAAAACAUUCUUUUUUAUAGUAUUGUCUUUCCAGAAUGUACCUCUGAGUAUGAAAAUGCUGCAAAAUAUGCACCUGACACAAUUGUGUUGUUGCUUCAUCUGACAAGUGGUCAUAUUAACAUGUCUUCACUGCAUUUCAGGUUUUAUUUUUUACCGUUAUAUAUAUACUCUGCAUCUUUUUUUUAUUACGACGACGACCAUUUUCAACUAAACCCAGUGGUCAUCAUGACCUCCAAAUCUAUACUGUGUGUUCUAUGAAGGUCUCGAUCAAGACCAAAUUGUUGUAAGUGGACAUUAUCACCUUUCUAUACUUAUGAAAGCUGCUCAUAGUGUAUGAAACCACAAGAAAACUAACGGCUAGUCAUUGGUUUUCACUAUCCAACUGCCUCCUACUACUGACUUAGUAGUAUAUGGACUAGUCUCCACUUUAGAUGCCACCUGCUGGCUGAACCAGAAAUGACACCAAUGAGAAGCGACGUACAAAUGCUCAAUUUAUAUAUUGUGCUUAUUGUGAUUAUUUUAAAAUGUUGUUAUAGUUGGCCUCCUUUGGCUCAUUGUGAGCCUUGAAUUUGUUUAAUAAAACUCAAGUCAAGCACA